CGUCCGUCUCUCUCAGCGCCACUGCUUUCGCCUGCGCCUCACUCUGAACUUUGAGGCGUUUCUCUCUCUCUCUCUCUCUCUCGGUCAUCGGUUCCUUUCCUUCUUCUCUUUUUAUAGCUAUCUUCGCUUAUCUGUCUCUCUCACUCUUUCGAUCUGUCUCCUCUUAACAAGAGAGCUUCAUUUUUUUAUACCAAAUCAAGAUAGCUCGUUGUUGUGUGUGAAGAUAGACACAGAUGGCUCUAAAACUCAACCAACUAACCUUCCCUUCAGCCCACAAGCUCCCUUCCCACUGCUGCUCUCAGAGAUCCCCCAAUAGAAUCUUCAUGGCGGCCACUCUAGGCUCCACUUCCACCAAAGAGAUUGAGAAUCUAAAGCAGCCCUAUUGCCCUCCACGAGAGGCACAUGUUCAAGUGACUCACUCCAUGCCUCCACAAAAGAUGGAGAUUUUCAAAUCAUUGGAGGAUUGGGCUGAGGAUAACAUUUUGGUGCACCUAAAGCCUGUUGAGAAAUGUUGGCAACCACAAGAUUUUCUCCCAGAGCCUGAGUCAGAAGGAUUUUAUGAGCAAGUCAAGGAAUUGAGGGCAAGAUCAAGGGAACUCCCUGAUGACUAUUUUGUUGUGCUGGUUGGAGAUAUGAUCACUGAAGAAGCCCUUCCAACCUACCAGACAAUGCUUAACACCCUAGAUGGAGUUCGAGAUGAGACUGGUGCAAGCCUUACUUCUUGGGCAAUUUGGACAAGGGCAUGGACUGCAGAAGAGAAUAGGCAUGGUGACCUUCUCAACAAGUAUCUCUACCUCUCUGGAAGAGUGGAUAUGAAGCAGAUUGAGAAGACAAUUCAGUAUCUGAUUGGGUCAGGGAUGGACCCUAAAACAGAAAACAACCCGUACCUUGGUUUCAUCUACACUUCUUUCCAAGAGAGGGCAACAUUCAUCUCCCAUGGGAACACUGCUAGACUAGCCAAGGAGCAUGGAGACAUGAAGCUGGCACAGAUAUGUGGCACCAUUGCUGCAGAUGAAAAACGCCAUGAAACUGCCUACACUAAGAUUGUAGAGAAGCUCUUUGAGGUUGACCCAUAUGGCACUGUCUUGGCUUUAGCUGACAUGAUGAGGAAAAAAAUCUCAAUGCCAGCCCACUUGAUGUAUGAUGGGCAGGAUGAUAAUCUUUUUGAACACUACUCCACUGUUGCCCAGCGGAUUGGGGUCUACACUGCCAAGGACUAUGCUGAUAUUCUGGAAUUUCUGGUGGGAAGAUGGAAAGUCGAGAAGCUGACAGGUCUUUCUGGUGAUGGAAGUAGAGCACAGGAUUUUGUAUGCGGAUUGCCUGCAAGAAUUAGAAGGCUGGAGGAGAGAGCUCAGGGAAGGGUGAAGCAAGCUUCUUCUACUGUGCCAUUCAGCUGGAUUUUUGGAAGAGAACUGAAGCUUUAAGCACAGCAUGGGACUAGUGCUUCGUAAUUGCCAAACUGAUAUUCCAAUUUUAGUUCCAUUUUGAUGAGAGUUAUGUGGUUGUACUUCUAUAUAUAGGCGAAGGCAUUGUAGAUAUAUAUGAUCUUGUGUUGGUUGCAUUAGAUCUCAAAAGACGUACAACUAGCCAAUGGAAUGUUAGACCCAAAAUAGGCGUAUGCAUUGCUUUGCCCUUUUUCCAAAUUACAAACCAAAAAAAUGUCUCUCUCUGAAAUAUAGGUGUAUGUGUAACUGUUUUGUUUUUACAUUAUCAAUAUAGAAUGAUGGUGUAACUUUA
Hevea brasiliensis (rubber tree) is the source of this 1737-nucleotide messenger RNA. RefSeq names its product stearoyl-[acyl-carrier-protein] 9-desaturase, chloroplastic. The transcript has 3 exons. Lineage: Eukaryota; Viridiplantae; Streptophyta; Magnoliopsida; Malpighiales; Euphorbiaceae. Bases 234 to 1424 code for a protein of 396 amino acids. The record is from RefSeq and is a predicted model, not a curated record. Gene Ontology annotation, biological process: fatty acid metabolic process. Gene Ontology annotation, cellular component: chloroplast stroma. Gene Ontology annotation, molecular function: stearoyl-[ACP] desaturase activity.